This is a messenger RNA of Trichomycterus rosablanca, 4031 nucleotides long. RefSeq names its product integrin, alpha 10 (gene itga10). NCBI's taxonomy places the organism in Eukaryota, Metazoa, Chordata, Actinopteri, Siluriformes, Trichomycteridae. The transcript is spliced from 30 exons. Gene Ontology annotation, molecular function: integrin binding. The record is from RefSeq and is a predicted model, not a curated record. Gene Ontology annotation, biological process: cell-cell adhesion; cell-matrix adhesion; integrin-mediated signaling pathway. Bases 1 to 3519 code for a protein of 1172 amino acids. Gene Ontology annotation, cellular component: integrin complex; external side of plasma membrane.
AUGAAGACUCAGAAAUAUCUAUAUUUAUUGAAGACCAUCAUUCUUCUAAGAGGGCUGUGUGAAUGCUUUAACAUUGACGUGAACCGGCCGCACAUCUUCAGUGGAGCGGACGAUGCCCUGUUUGGCUUCUCUGUGCUACAACAUGAAGCUGAUAGAGAGAAAUUGAUGUUAGUCGGUGCACCAUGGGAUGGUCCACCCAGAAACAGAAAGGGAGACAUCUACAAAUGUGCAGUGGGAGACGAGCUUAAUUCCAACUGCUCUAAAGUAAAUCUAGCUGACAGCGCGUUUCAAAAUGUGUCCCGGAAUCUGAAGAACUCUCACCUGGGCAUGACACUUACCCCCUAUGGGCCAAAUGGAUUUCUGGCCUGUGCCCCAUUAUGGUCUCAGGAGUGUGGCACAUCUCUCUUCAGCACCGGGAUCUGUGCCUCUGUCGGCAAUGACCUGGAACCCAAAGAGACCAUCGCCCCCACAGCACAGAGGUGUACCACCUAUAUGGACAUUGUAAUAGUUCUGGAUGGUUCUAACAGCAUCUACCCAUGGUACGAGGUGCAAAACUUUCUCAAAAACAUCCUUAGCAAGUUCCACAUCAGCCCGGAGCAGAUGCAGGUGGGCAUCCUGCAGUAUGGUGAGAUCUCGGUCCAUGAGUGGUCCCUUAAGGACUAUCAGACAACAGAGGAAGUGGUGGAAGCCGCCAAGAACAUCAGUCGACAGGAAGGGCGAGAGACUCGCACGGCUUAUGCCAUUGACAUGGCCUGUACAGAGGCAUUCAGCCCAGAAAGAGGAGCAAGAGAAGGAGCCACUAAGGUCAUGAUUGUGGUGACAGACGGGGAGUCACAUGAUGGUGAAGAGCUUCCUGAUGCCCUAGAAGAGUGCAAUAUACGCAACAUUACCAGAUAUGCGAUCGCUGUUUUGGGUCAUUACAUCCGCAGGCAACAGGACCCAGAUACCUUCAUUAAAGAAAUCAAAUACAUCGCAAGUGACCCUGAUGAGAAAUAUUUUUUUAACGUGACGGAUGAAGCAGCAUUGAAUGACAUCGUAGAUGCACUGGGAGAUCGUAUUUUCAGUCUGGAAGGGACCUUGGGAUACAAUGAAAGCACCUUCCUAAUGGAAAUGUCUCAGAUUGGGUUCUCAACACACAUCUUAAAUGAUGGAAUCUUGUUUGGCAUGGUGGGGGCAUAUGAUUGGGAUGGAGGGGUGUUGAAGGAGAGCACUGAUGGAAGGAUCAUGCCCCCUCGAGAGGCCUUUGAGGAAGAAUUUCCAUUGGAGCUAAAGAAUCAUGCAGCAUACCUGGGUUAUACCGUGUCCUCAGUGGUAGUAGCGGACCGGAAGAGACUCUAUGUGGCUGGAGCACCCAGGUUUAAACAUAAAGGCAAAGUCAUCCUGUUUGACAUGAGUCCAGAUGGUGAUGUCACCAUCACUCAGGCCAUCGAAGGACAGCAGAUUGGUUCUUAUUUUGGCAGUGAGGUGUGUGAGGUGGAUGUAGAUAAAGAUAAUAUAACUGAUAUCCUACUGAUCGCUGCUCCCAUGUUCCUAGGAGCAGGCAACAAAGAGACAGGAAAAGUCUAUGUCUUCUGUCUGGAUGGGAAUACUUUUGCUCCGAAUGGUACCCUACAUUCUCAGCAGAAGGCACAGGAUGCCCGGUUUGGUUAUGCUAUGGCUGUGGCUCCAGACCUCAACCAUGAUGGCUACACUGAUCUGCUGGUGGGAGCCCCACUAGAGGAUGAUCACCAGGGUGCACUUUACGUCUACCACGGCGAUGAAUUCUAUAUAAUACCACAUUAUAAGCAGCGAAUCUCUGGCUCCUCUCUCUCUCCAGGCCUGCAGUAUUUUGGCCGCAGUCUGAGCGCUCAGUUGGACAUGGACGGGGACGAGUUACCGGAUCUGGCAGUGGGAGCUCACGGCAGCGCCGUCAUCCUCAGGUCUCGCACUAUAGUCCAGAUCAACAUGAAUCUGUCCUUCAAGCCGCACUCCAUUAACGUCAUCCAGAAGAACUGCCACAGGGCCGGCAGAGAGUCGGCAUGUCUCAAUGCCACAGCCUGCUUCCUGGUUAAGUCUCGAUCCCCAGGAUCAUAUGGCACAGAAUUCGAUCUGCAAGUGGGCGCCGUUCUGGACGACAGGAAACUUUCUGCACGUGCUCUGUUUGAUGCUAACUCCCAAAGACAGAACGUUAUACUGGUCAGAGUCCGUGUAGGAGAGUCUGUGUGCCAUGUGCUGCCCUUCUAUGUGUUUGACACUGCAGAUUACAUCCGUCCCAUCAGUUUCUCCCUGAACUUCAAAAUCAAUGACACUGAAAGUGGCCCAGUACUAGAUGAAGGCUGGCCUACCACACUUAAACAAUUUAUUUCAUUUUAUAAAGACUGUGGAGAAGAUGAUGUGUGUGUGACGGACCUAAAUUUGCAAGCCCACAUGGACAUCUCAGGAACAAGGCAACAGCCGUACAUAAUCCGUAGUCCUAGAAGACGCUUGGGAGUGGAAGUUCAGCUCCAGAACCGAUUAGAGAAUGCUUAUAACACCAGCCUCACUCUUCAUUACUCCAAGAACUUGCACUUUAGUAGUCUGAGUAUACGGGAAGAUGCCCAGUUUAAGAUUGACUGUUCUAUACAAAGCUCCAACAGUCGCUCUUGUAAUGUCAGCUAUCCAGUCUUUCGCUCCCAGUCUAAGGUGAACUUCAUGCUGGAGUUUGAAUUUAGUUGCACGUCUCUCACAAGUAGGGUCCAUAUGAAGCUAGUCGCAUCAAGUGACAGUGUGGAGCGAGAGGACACUCUAUCAGACAACAGUGUUCAGUUACAGAGUAUAGUGCAGUACGAGCCGGACCUCUUUAUCACGAGUGAUUCCAAUCUAAACCGUUAUGAGGUCCAUCCCACCAGAGCUGCAUCAGAAGGGACAGGUCCAGAGUUUUACACAAAUUUCAGGAUACAUAAUCUUGGCUGCUAUGUGGUCAAUAAUCUGGAGCUGAGUAUUAAUUUACCUGCUGUAGCUGCAGGAGACAGAGUCUUUGCAUCUGUGGUGGAUGCAUCAUCUCACAAUACCACUGGUGUUAAAUGCAGCAUCAAUAAUGACCUCGCUCAGCUAAAAGCAGCUCAGAAGGAUGUUCGUCCACUGCAUCCUGAGGACAUGAAGAAAAGUGAAGUAUUGAACUGCAGUUCAGCUUGGUGUUUGGAGGUUGUCUGUCAAAUCCAGCAGCUGCUGAAGGGACAGACUGCAUUGGUUCGCCUCACCAGAAGAGUUCAUGACAACUUUUUCAGACAGGCUAAAUUUAAGGCUGUGAUGAUAGUGGGUUCCUAUCAACUUGCAGCACGGGAAUCCAAUCUGAUUACACUGGGCAGUGCUGGUCUCUGGAGGGAGACGGUGUUGGAGGUACUGAAGGGUCGUUCUAUUCCAAUCUCGCUGUGGAUUCUGAUUGGCAGCAUCACUGGAGGCCUGCUCCUGCUUGCACUCAUCAUUUUCAUCCUUUGGAAGCUGGGCUUUUUCACAAGAAAACAAAGAGAGGAGGAAAAAGAUGAGAACCACGAAGACUGAGCUGCACCACCACUGAAAGACUGGUUCCAUUUGCCUCCCAAAGUGCACGAUCUAGGAGUGCACGUAUGCUUAAAAAAGUGACUCCUGCCCCUCAUCUGGGAGCCGAACCUCUUAGUUCCUGCUCUCUGUUGCUAAGGGACAGAAUGGAUUAUACAGUGUCGGAUUAAAGCAAAGCGGAAUGUGUUGUGAACGCGUGCACUAUGUAAAUAAAGCAGGUUCCCUCAAGACAUCAUUGAAAGAACUUCAGCAACUUUUUAAGGAUGUUUUAAAGAAUAACCUUAAUAAAGCUAUAAUCAGGUGGCACUGCCAGUGUCAGGCUGGGAUUUGGAUUUCAGUGUGGGUAAUAGAUUAUCAGUAGGGGGUAAAAAUCUGAGUCCAAUUAAAUGCACAAAUCAUAAGUGCAUAGAAGCAUAAGGUGUAUUUUACAUCAAAUGUAUUUAUUGCUGUACUGAUUCGUACUGAAUUGUAAUUUACUUUUACUGUUUAUUUCUCAGGUUUAUGAUGUUUGGGUC